UCACGGUCAGGUGACCGCAGUUUUGACGGAGCUCUGGCCUACGAGAAUCCUGCGGGGCAUCUGAGUUGCCGUCACUCUUGUUAUCGGUCUCCCGCCAGCCCGAUGGAGGAGGAAGAAGAUGAAACGCGGGCCCUUCUGGCAAACCGACGCACGGAGACUAGUAGAGACGACCCCGCUGUCCCCCGGGCGCUGCCGGCCCUCUGCGACCCCAGUCGCCUUGCGCACCGGCUUUUGGUGCUGUUGCUGAUGUGCUUCCUUGGCUUUGGCAGCUAUUUUUGCUAUGAUAAUCCUGCUGCCCUUCAGACUCAGGUUAAACAGGAUAUGCAGGUGAAUACCACGAAAUUCAUGCUGCUGUAUGCCUGGUAUUCUUGGCCCAAUGUAGUUUUGUGUUUCCUUGGUGGCUUUUUGAUAGACCGAGUAUUUGGAAUACGAUGGGGCACCAUUAUUUUUAGCUGCUUUGUUUGCAUUGGACAGGUUGUUUUUGCUCUGGGUGGAAUAGUUAACGCUUUUUGGCUGAUGGAAUUUGGAAGGUUUGUGUUUGGUAUUGGUGGAGAGUCCUUAGCAGUUGCUCAGAAUACGUAUGCUGUGAGUUGGUUUAAAGGCAAAGAAUUAAACCUGGUCUUUGGACUACAACUUAGCAUGGCUAGAAUUGGAAGUACAGUAAACAUGAACCUCAUGGGAUGGCUGUAUUCUAAGGUUGAAGCUUCGUUGGGUUCUGCUGGUCACACAACCCUUGGAAUCACACUUAUGAUUGGAGGUAUAACGUGUAUUCUUUCACUAAUUUGUGCCUUGGCCCUUGCUUACUUGGAUCAGAGAGCAGAAAGAAUUCUUCAUAAAGAACAAGGAAAAACAGGUGAAGUUAUUAAGUUGACUGACGUGAAGGACUUCUCUUUACCUCUGUGGCUCAUAUUUUUCAUCUGUGUCUUCUAUUAUGUUGCGGUGUUCCCUUUUAUUGGACUUGGGAAGGUUUUCUUUACAGAGAAAUUUGGAUUUUCUUCCCAGGCAGCAAGUGCUAUUAACAGUGUUGUAUACGUCAUAUCAGCUCCCAUGUCCCCAAUAUUUGGGCUCUUGGUGGAUAAAACAGGGAAGAACAUCAUCUGGGUGCUGUGUGCAGUGGUGACCACGCUUGCUUCGCACAUGCUACUGGCCUUUACACUGUGGAACCCUUGGAUUGCUAUGUGUCUCCUGGGAAUCUCCUAUUCAUUGCUUGCCUGUGCGUUGUGGCCAAUGGUUGCAUUUGUAGUUCCGGAACAUCAACUAGGAACUGCAUAUGGCUUCAUGCAGUCCAUUCAGAAUCUUGGGUUGGCAGUCAUUUCCAUCAUUGCUGGCAUGAUACUGGAUACUAAGGGAUAUUUGUUUUUGGAGGUUUUCUUCAUUGCCUGUGUUUCUUUGUCACUCUUAGCUGUGGUCUUACUCUAUUUGGUGAAUCGUGCUCGAGGUGGGAACCUAAAUUAUUCUGCAAGACAAAGAGAAGAAAUAAAACUUUCUCAUGCUGAAUGAGAAGUUUAAAGGACUGUCAUGAGAAUGAGCUGCACAUAUCAUUGGUUUGAAAACCUCCAUUUAUUAAAAUUUUUUUUUUAAUCUAGAGUAUAGUCAUUAGGAAAAACUGGUCUGGAAAUACACCUAUUUCAAAGUAUGUUCGUGAGGACUAUUUUAUUCUCUGUCUUUUGUGUGUUGCUGAAGAAUUCUUUAGAAUAGGCUAAUCAACAAUGAAGUUUAGAAAAUUGCUCUGGAACAAGCAGGUGAACUUCAGUAAGGACAGUAAAUAAUAGAAAUCAUUGGAUCUCGUAUUGAGAUCAUUUUCACAAAGUAAAUCUUAGGGAUAUGACCUUUUCAUCUUAAAGCAAAAAAAAAUUUUUAAAGCUUUUUGAGGGAGUAGAGGGAUGUUUCACACAGAAUAAACUAUGGCAUUUUAAUAGGCAUUCCCUUUUAUGAUAGGGAAUGUUUACAAGUUAUUUUUAUGAAGUCUCUUCAUUUUCGCAAGUAGCAGAUUGUAUUCUGCUCCUUUAGUUAUGAGAGGCUGCUGAGCAGUGACCCUUUUGAGCUUUAUCUCUCCAGUGCUGAGCACCUUAAUCACUUGGGAACAUGAUUUUGUGGUACAAACAUUCUGUACAGUUUUUUUUUAUAGUUAAUUAUUUUAAAAUGUCCUUUAAAGUAUGAUAAUUGCAUAUCUACAUGGAUAAAUAAAAACACUGUAAAAGAAAUAAUGUCUUCUAACUUUUAAAUUUUGAAAAAAUUCUUAAAACUCUAACUUUAACUCUUAUUUAUGUGGCAGAUUAUAAGAAAAUCUGUGUUGGAAUAAAGAAAAUUUGCCUAAUUAUAGUCAUUGAAAGAUUAUGGGAUUAGCUUUUUCUCCAAAUAAAAUAAAUAAAAUACAGAUGUGAAAUUUCUCUGACAGACUUAAAACACUUUUUAAUUGACUCAGUCUUAGCAUAUUCAAGUCAAGGAAUUUUUCAUAUGUUUUACUCUCUGUGGGUGUGCAGAUAUUUUAGACAACUAUUAAACUAAUGAAUUAGCCAAUUGUAUUGUUUCAAGUACAUGGCCUAACACUGUAUGUUUAAAAGUUCUGGAACACAUUAAAUUAAAGAUGCAUAUUUUUUAUUCAA
Pteropus alecto (black flying fox) is the source of this 2606-nucleotide messenger RNA. RefSeq names its product major facilitator superfamily domain containing 1 (gene MFSD1). The record is from RefSeq and is a predicted model, not a curated record. Lineage: Eukaryota; Metazoa; Chordata; Mammalia; Chiroptera; Pteropodidae. Bases 103 to 1500 code for a protein of 465 amino acids. Gene Ontology annotation, biological process: transmembrane transport. Gene Ontology annotation, cellular component: lysosome. Gene Ontology annotation, molecular function: transmembrane transporter activity. The transcript has 16 exons.